Molecule: messenger RNA, 798 nt
Organism: Fusarium sp. VM40
Lineage: Eukaryota; Fungi; Ascomycota; Sordariomycetes; Hypocreales; Nectriaceae
Source: the annotation of a GenBank genome assembly
AUGGCUACCAACUCCAACAUCCCAGCAGGGCAGGCGUCAAACAUGACACCCAAUUACGAGGUCAAGCUGCUGCUUAAACCCAACGAAGUCCACAGUUCUGAGAACGGGCUGACAAGCAAUGUCUUGGCGGCGUUCGAUAUCCGUCUAGGCGUGAUCAAGCAAACCAUUCAGUAUCUUGACACAAAUGAUAAGGACCUCUAUGCUGCUGGUUGGGGCGCACGCAUUCGCAAAACUGAGAACGAGGAUGGGGUAGAAUUGACGUAUAAGAAACGCUAUGCCAUGGAAGACCAUGACAUUGACGCCGCGCUCACCAAAGCCAAUAACGAUGGUUUCAACGGCAGCGAGGGAAAAUACGACGCCCAAGUCGAAUGGGGUUACCAAAAGAAAACACUGUCUAUCAGCCGCAAAAGGUCGGCUGAUUUCAUUGCCAGCGGGAUGGAGCUUCCAGACGAAUCGAGAUCCCGCUCAAUGUUAAUUAAAGAAGCGCCUACCAAAUUUGAUAACUUCGUACACAAAAAAUGGGGCACUGGCCUGCUGGCAACUUCGCGGCUUUUCGGGCCAGUCCACGCCAAGCGGUAUGUUGGGAAGUGGGAGGGAACGCGGAUCUAUCUAGAGGUCUGGACUCUUCGCAAUGCGCAAGGCACAGGAUACGAAAACCUCGUUGAGGCGUCUCUCAAGACUGAGACCCAUAUGGAUGCCUUCCAAAAACAGGCUAGUUUGAUCUCUUAUCUGCAGGGCGAGGGAUGGUUUCUUGAGCAGGAUUCGCUGAGAACACGGCUUAUCAUGGAGCGUUAUUAG